AUGCCCUGGCGGCACCUGAGCGACGAGGAGCUGCAGGAGGUCGCAUCCGGCAUGGUGAGCUGCCCGGAUGGGGGCAGCGCGGGGGGCAGCGGGUAUGGCUGUAGCAGCAGCAGCAGCACAAACGGUAGUAGCAGGGGCAGUGAGGCGGGUGGCGGCAGCAGCAGCAGCAGCAGCAGCAGCAGCAGCAGCAGCGGUAGAGGUACCGGUCAGGGCGAGGUGUGGGGCCAUGCGGGCGGCUUGGAUAGGGUUGAGGGCGGUACUGAGGGUGAUGGAGACGGCGGCGCUCUGGAUGGGGGCGACAGCGACAGUGGCGGCGAUGGGGGCGCUUCGUGCCUGCAGGUGCUGCCGCUGCGGUGGCGGUUGCGGCAGCUGCCCAGCAGCACCAGCUACGUGGAGGAGGACAAGGGGGCCAACAUUUUGACAACCCCCAUGAAGAUCCACGACUUCCGCGUGUGGCGACCCAUGGGUCCGUACCUGGAGCAGCGGCAGGGGGUCCCCAACCGCAGUGCCAGCAGCAACAACAACAGCAGUAGAAGAAGCAGUGGUGACGAGGGCACCGGUAGUAGCAACGUGGUGACUAAUACGGUUCGUUUCUCUGUUGAGCUGUCAGGACGAGCGCACAUUCGUUCGUUGGUGGUUAUGUACGGCAGACGGUUGCGCACGUGCGCGUGUCUGGGGGAAUUACGUCGUACGGCAGUUGGCGGGUUCCGAGUGGAGGAUGCCUGGCCCCUGGAGGCGCUAAUGCCGCUACUGGAGCGGUACAGGCGCUAGGAGGAGGGGUGUACGGGGUGAGGAGUGAGGUGCCGUACCGGUAACUGAUGGCCGCAACACUGACAAUGUGACAUAUGUACCGUCGCUGCAUGCCGGGAAAGCGCAGGUUAAUA
Messenger RNA from Astrephomene gubernaculifera, 884 nucleotides. NCBI's taxonomy places the organism in Eukaryota, Viridiplantae, Chlorophyta, Chlorophyceae, Chlamydomonadales, Astrephomenaceae. The record is from the annotation of a GenBank genome assembly.